CGGGUCUUGGCAUCCCGACGAUAACCACAUCUUCACAUCACCGCGGAUCGCCGAGCUUCAACUUUGAACUUCCCCCUCCUCCAGACCCUCGUGGGAGAAGCAACACCCUCAAUCCUCCUAUUCACAACAAUCGCCAUGAUUCCGAUCGCUCGGUCUUCCGUUCUGCGGGCUGCCCGCUCGCAGAUUUACACUGCCCGCACUCUGACGUCGCCUACUUCCUCGGCGCUCGCCCGUCUUCUCUCGACCCUCGCCGUUCUUGAGCAGCGCGAUGGCAAGCUGCAAAACUCCUCCCUCUCCGCAAUUGCUGCGGCUCAGAAGCUUGGUGGCCCGGUAACGGCUUUCCUGGCUGGCACCGGUGUCAAGGGUACAUCUGCUGCCGAGGCGGCGAAGAUCAAGGGCCUUGACAAGGUCGUUGCUGUGGAGAGCGAUGCUUAUGAGAAGGGCCUUCCCGAGAACUACGCCCCUCUCCUCGUCGAGAACAUCAAGAAGGGCGAAUACACCCAUAUCAUCGCCGGCCACUCGGCUUUUGGCAAGAGCCUUCUCCCCCGCGUCGCUGCUCUCCUGGACGUGCAGCAGGUCUCUGAUAUUACCGGAAUUGAGAGCGAAGACACUUUCGUCCGCCCCAUCUACGCCGGUAACGCCAUCCUGACCGUCCAGUCAACCGACAACAUUAAGAUUAUCACUGUGCGAGGCACCGCUUUCCAGGGCGUUGAGACCGAGGGUGGUUCUGCCGAGAUUGUCGACGGUGUGGACUCCAACGCUCCCGCCCAGACCGAGUGGGUGUCCGAGGAGCUUACCAAGUCCGAGCGCCCCGACCUCGCAACCGCUACCCGUGUUGUCUCCGGUGGUCGUGGUCUGAAGUCCAAGGAGGAGUUUGACCGCAUCAUGCAGCCUCUCGCCGAUACCCUCGGCGCUGCCAUUGGUGCUUCUCGUGCCGCUGUUGACAGCGGCUUCGCCGAUAACAGUCUGCAGGUUGGCCAGACUGGUAAGAACGUUGCUCCUCAGCUCUACCUGUGCGCUGGUAUCUCCGGUGCUAUCCAGCACUUGGCUGGUAUGAAGGAUAGCAAGGUCAUUGCCGCUAUUAACAAGGAUCCCGAGGCUCCCAUCUUCCAGGUCGCGGAUGUCGGACUCGUUGGUGAUCUGUUCGAGAAGGUACCCGAGCUGACCGAGAAGUUGAAGAACGCUUAAACAAACAAAAAGCAGUUGAGGGUGGCCUGGGGUGUAUUAUUUUUUUCUCCUUUGUUUUUUGCGAUGAGCUAUUGAGCAGGUUGCAAAUUUGGUUUUAUCAUUUUGUGUCACACGAACCGUACAGUAUACCACCGAUUAGAGGACUGGUGUCCGGGUUCCGGCCCAGUCACUUUGCAAUAUAACAUCUUUUAUGACUACAAUAC
Messenger RNA from Penicillium brasilianum, 1391 nucleotides. Lineage: Eukaryota; Fungi; Ascomycota; Eurotiomycetes; Eurotiales; Aspergillaceae. The record is from the annotation of a GenBank genome assembly.